Molecule: messenger RNA, 1183 nt
Organism: Phacochoerus africanus (Common warthog)
Lineage: Eukaryota; Metazoa; Chordata; Mammalia; Artiodactyla; Suidae
Gene: IMP4
Product: IMP U3 small nucleolar ribonucleoprotein 4
Exons: 10
Coding region: 225-1100 (291 amino acids)
Biological process (GO): rRNA processing
Cellular component (GO): small-subunit processome; nucleolus; Mpp10 complex
Molecular function (GO): snoRNA binding; rRNA primary transcript binding
Source: RefSeq, a predicted model, not a curated record
GAGUCACUUCUGGAAGCGGCUACUUAGGACGUUGCAGUGACUGUGGAAGGAGGCGUGGCUGUUCUGCAACCCUCGGAGGAGCGGCUUUAAAUAUAACGAGAGAAGGAACCGAGGAGUCUAGUGAAGCUUCUUGUGACCUUAUCGGUUGAGGGCGGAAGCGAGGGCUGCGUUGCGUGGGCGGUGACGGAGGAUUCUCCUGGACCCGCGUGGAAGCCGCUCUCAGGAUGCUGCGCCGCGAGGCCCGCCUUCGCCGGGAGUACCUGUACCGCAAGGCGCGAGAGGAGGCUCAGCGAACCGCCCAGGAGAGGAAGGACAAGGUUCGGCGCGCGCUUGAAGAGAACCGCCUCAUUCCCACGGAGUUACGCAGAGAGGCUCUGGCCUUACAGGGAUCCCUGGAGUUUGAUGAUGCCGGUGGUGAAGGUGUCACCAACCAUAUGGAUGAUGAGUAUCGAUGGGCAGGGGUCGAGGAUCCCAAAGUCAUGAUCACUACCUCUCGAGAUCCCAGUUCCCGCCUCAAAAUGUUUGCAAAGGAGCUGAAAUUAGUGUUCCCUGGCGCCCAGCGCAUGAACCGAGGCCGGCACGAGGUCGGGGCACUGGUGCGAGCCUGCAAAGCCAAUGGGGUCACUGACCUGCUGGUUGUCCAUGAGCAUCGAGGCACACCUGUGGGGCUCAUUGUCAGCCACCUGCCCUUUGGCCCAACUGCGUACUUCACACUGUGCAACGUGGUCAUGCGGCAUGACAUCCCCGACCUGGGCACCGCGUCAGAGGCCAAGCCUCACCUCAUCAUGCAUGGCUUUUCCUCCCGCCUGGGUAAGCGGGUCUCUGACAUCCUCCGCUACCUAUUCCCUGUGCCCAAAGAUGACAGCCGCCGGGUCAUCACCUUUGCCAACCAGGAUGACUACAUCUCCUUCCGGCACCAUGUGUAUAAGAAGACUGACCACCGCAACGUGGAGCUGACUGAGGUCGGGCCUCGCUUUGAGAUGAAGUUGUACAUGAUCCGCUUGGGCACGCUGGAACAGGAGGCCACAGCAGACGUGGAGUGGCGCUGGCACCCCUACACCAACACUGCACACAAGAGGGUCUUCCUAAGCGCUGAGUGAGCCUCCUCACCGGUCAGAACAUGGACCUGAUCGCCGACCUGGGAGCUGGGGAGGAGUGAGAAUAAAACCUGAAUGUCAGAGCA